Molecule: messenger RNA, 8641 nt
Organism: Caretta caretta (loggerhead turtle)
Lineage: Eukaryota; Metazoa; Chordata; Testudines; Cheloniidae
Gene: ARMH4
Product: armadillo like helical domain containing 4
Source: RefSeq, a predicted model, not a curated record
AAAUAGCGCCGGGCUCCCCCAGCCCCCUUCCUCCUCCCAGCCCAGCCCCACUGGCCAGGCGAGCCGCCGGCGGCGGGAUGGACUCACUUUCUGAAAUGAUCAACUCUGCACACUUCUGUGCACAUCUUUCUUCCGAUAUGAGCAGAUCAAUAGGAUUUCACAUUUGCAUGGUCACAUGCAGCAUCCUGCUCAGCUCCACCAGCCUGCAAUGUCUAACCUUUCAGAAACCGGAGAAAGACACAGUACAGGUCCAACACGCUGCAUUGGCAGGGAAUGGGCUAGAAGACAAGAGGAUGAGAAUGCAAAGCUUGGAGAAUAACUUAGGCCCUUCUGAGCAAUCAACCAGUGUUGCUGUCUCAGAAGAGCCAUCUGGAUUGUUGUCAGAGCCAUCUGGGACUUCAUUAAACAAGAUCUUCACUGCUGAAGGAGAAACACAACACGCAAGUCUUAGUGAUAAUCUUUUCAUAGGCAGUAAGAGCCUCGAUGUUUAUCCCCCUACAGUGUCAAUGGUUGUGGCAGAUGAAAGUGAGUUCAGUCCCACUGGGCCAAGCAAAGAAUCAAGUGAAAAUGGGCUAUUAAAGGCCAUGCUAACUACAGCAUUGACUACUCUCAAUCCGGACAUUGAAGCUGAUGUGCUCAGUAGUACUGUGUUCAAAACGACAGUAGGGGGUAGCACAGAGACAGGACAUAGUUUUAUUAGUGACCUGGAUAAUCACUUUUUUAGGAUGGAUGCUAUAGAAGAAGGGAAGAAGGCAGAUGGUAGUUCUGACCUUUCAGCUACACCCCAGCUUAAUAAUAAAGAAUUGCCCACUCUGCAUCCCCGAAGCCCAAACUUAGAAGUGGUGAGUGACUACCCCACAAGCCCUUUACUUUUGGCUCAUCAAACCGCUGAUUCUGAGCCUGGAACACUGGGGCCAAAUGUAGGGAGCCCUUUGCAGUUGACAGAUGCCCGUACCUCUGUCCUCACUGCGAAACAGACAUUUGUACCCACUGAUGCCUCCCUACAUUUGGAAACAAAAACGGACAGUGGGCAAGGAAGCUUAGGAGUGGCAGCUAGUGCUGUCACAGGUGCUCCAGCUGUCUCUGUACUGAGUGAUGAUUGGGAUGAUACAAAAUUAGGAACUAUAAAUCAGGUAAGAGGCUCAAAGCAUGAGGAGAAAAAACAGAACAAUGUGGUAGCGGAACCUCCUUGGGCAACGGGAGGAGAGGAUGAUGAAGAUGAUGUGAAAAGAGGCAUGCCGUUUACACAUGCAACAACCAUGAAACUAGAAAAAAACGUGUAUUCUGGGCCAAGUCAGGUGUCAAUGCAGGGGCAGGUGAUGCCAACAGUUUCCACUGGCCAAACUUCUGUUUAUCUCACACGUCCCUUGGCAGAAACUGAAGUGACUUCUGUAAACACAAAGGAAAAUACAGAACCAGUCACAAUGGAUGAUAGGAAAAGUGUCUCCUUGUCAUGGCCAGAGGCUGUUACUAUGACGGACACAAAAUCGAAUAUCUUCCUUACCCUGGGAAAUUCAUUAAAAGGUGUUACUCAAGAGACGAUGACAGCCAGUCAAGAAACUGAUGCCACCUUGCCAGUCAUGACACCAGCGUAUAGUGCUGGACAUGAGACCACAAGUGACGCAAGCGUGACAGAGGAAGAAAGCAAGGGGGCAACCCUGAUACCGACUGUUUCUAAUGUAGCCCAGCUGUCGAAAAAGUCAGAACACUCAGCCACUACUGUCUCCUUUACUGCCACCCAUUUGUCUGUUGCAAAAACCCUAGAUGCUGAAGUCGUUUUAACAGACCUGGUCACUGUCUCAGAUGAGGAAGCAGUCACUGCUCUUCCCGAAUCCUCAGAGACCCUCGCUGGAAUGAGAAUGCAGGUGGAGGAGCUGACCAGCAGAACUGCGACCCUGGCAACUCCAGCUUUGAUGGCAUCUUCUGUAAGGAGAACUGUCGUUCCAUCUGUGAGGCGGAUUAGCACAGCUGUCACCUACGGAUUGGACCGGUUGGAGUCGGAAGAGGGGGAGGAGGAGGAGGAUGAAGAGGAGGAUGAAGAAGAGGAAGAGGAGGAAGACAGAGAUACAGACUCAAUGGAGGAAAGCAUGGAGGGUGACACGGAGCUGCCAGGUUUCACUCUUCCUGGCGAAACUUCCCAGGAGCCCGUAGUUGGCAUAGGAGACUCUGCAGCACAGCUGGCUGGGGUAUCUUACCAAGUUCCAGACACCAUUGAAUGGGAACAGCAAAACCAGGGCCUUGUGAGAAGCUGGAUGGAAAAGCUAAAAGAUAAGGCGGGAUACAUGUCUGGGAUGCUGGUUCCUGUGGGGGUUGGAAUAGCUGGAGCCCUGUUUAUCCUGGGAGCGCUCUACAGCAUUAAGAUCAUGAAUCGCCGAAGGAGAAACGGCUCCAAAAGGCAUAAAAGAAAGCAGAGGGAAUUUAACAGCAUGCAAGAUCGAGUAAUGCUCUUAGCUGAUAGCUCUGAAGAUGAAUUUUGAACCCGACUGCAGAGCCGUUGUGCUAUCCAGUGACUUUUUCGGGGGCAAGGGGAGAGGAGGGAGCAAAAGGAAGGCAUUUGUGCUGCAUCACUGCUAUCAGCCACCAUGUGCCACUGUGUAGUGGUUUUUACAUCCUGGCAAAACAGGCAUGCUGUAUUCUAAAUGUAAUGCGCAAUGAUGUUUGUUUUUAUACAGUAGUGAGAUUACACAUUCACACAGUGCUCCUCAUUGAAAUGCAGAAUACGUGUUGCUACAGCUGGAGCUGAUUCUAAUGGAUGGCGACUUUGUGUUGAUCACAGUGUAAUGUUUUUGUUCCAGCUGAUGGUAACUAAUCAUAAUUAUUGCUGUCACCUAAUUUCAGGAUGGAAACCUUCACCGAGAAUGACUUCUGUCCAAUUAGUUAACUGUAAAUGUUAUAUUACCGGAGCUAGAGUUUGUCAAUGCUAAAAUUAGCUGUUCUGCUUAAUUAACAAACUACACAAUUGAACCACCUCCCUUGUCAACAGGGAGAUGCCCAAGUACAGUCCAAUUAUGGACAUAAUAAUAGGCUCAUUUGUACGUUCCUUGCCCCAAUUUCCCUUGUCCUUUUAAAAAAUCCUCCUUUUAACUGUGUUCCAUGUUUAGGGAAAACAUAUGGAAAUGGCAUCAAAACAUGAUUCCCAGCCUAAAUAUUCAGUGCAGUUUUCACCAGCAUUAUAACAGCACAACAAAUGCCACCACACGCACAUUGACAAAUGCUAAGAUGCUCUUUGCAUGAAUCUCUUAGCUUUUAUUCAGUGUGCCAUUGGAAUAUCAAGCAGGCAAAAGAAAUGGAAAAGCAGGCUGGAGCGUUUGCAUCUUAAGGGGCUUGUCUGAUUAUUUGUUUGGUGUGGUUCACCUAUCAUGCAGAGCUCUGCCCUCUUAGCGGUACUAGAGAAAUAAUAAUCGAGUGUCUGUCUCUUUUCACAAUUGGUAACUAGCUGUUAUAAGCGUCACAGACACCUGUGGCCCUCUGCAUCAUGGAAGCUGCAUAAUGCUGUGGCUGUGUCCUGCCAUCUGAUUGAUCAGGAAAGCAGGUAGUGUGUGGGAUGCAGUAGGGAUGGCAAAUGAAGCACACGCUGUCGGCUCAUCCAAAAGCAGCUCUCCUCCUCUUGAGUGCUGAGGAGGACCUCACCUGUGGCCGAUAGAUUUUUUUUUGGACCAGAUUCAGAUCAGGUUUAGAAGUCGUGCCAGCACAAGGCUGCCAUAUAUGUGGCUGGAGAUGGGUAGGCAGUCAUGGCUGGGCUACGUAUGGUCAUAGAUAGCAAAGGCCCCAUCAGUGGGGAGGGAAGUCAAGGCUGGGAUACAUGUGGCCAAACAGAAAAGGCAGUCAGGGCUGCAGCAUGUGUGGUUUUGGGUGGAAUGGGGUCAGAUUGGGAACAUGUGGGCACAGGCCAGAAGGCAGCUGAGGCUGGAGUGAAGACAGCCAUAGCUUAAAAAGGUUUUAGGACGGGGUGUGUGGCCAUCGGUGGAAAGGCAAUCAAAGCUGUAAUACAUGCAGCCACAGAUAGCUCAGGCUGGGGGAAAGUGGCCUUACUGGUCAUUUCAUCAGCAAGCGUGAGCAGAAUCAACAUGUACAGAUGAUCUCAAAAUUACACAGGGAAUUAGCAAAACAUGUUUCUGGAACUGGACAGGAAAGAAGGGGCAUUGCUGCUGAGCUGGUUGGUCGGUCGGUUGUUUCAGCCCAGAAUAUGUGCCAUGUUUUGUGUUUUUUUUUAAAAAAAGGCCCUUUAUUUCCUCUGCUCUGGCGUGCAGUGAGAUGGCUGCUUCAUUCUGCAGCCAUAUUACACUGAUGCAAAAAUCCUUAUUCCCAAGCUGGAAAUUGCCCCUAUUCCAGGGAACCGUGACUAAAGCUACUAUGAGUCGAGGAGACAAGAUGAGUCAAGUAAGGUCAGGAGGCUGCUCGUUUAUCUAGAUCGAUCCCUCUAAACCUUUGAAAGAAGUAUGAGAGACGUGCUUGAAGAAUAGUCAGGGUAUGAUUGAAUUCUUUGUAAAGGUAAAAAGGACCGGCUAAUUGCCAAGAUGCGACAUAGCAAAACCCUGAAAGUUACACCAAUGGCUUGUGAGGAUGGUACAGAAGCCAGAGAUACCGGGAGGUCCCACUUCUGCCCUAUCACCCUGCCCAUACCCUCCACCCUGUGGGGGCCAGCAUCAUUUGAGUAUGUAAAUUCUAUCGUUGGCAUGCACAGGUGAUAGUGAUCAAACACUGCAUGGGAACAUGAUUAUGUGUGCAAAGCUGAGGCUUUUGCUUUGAAAAUCUGACUGGCUGCUGACUGCAGAAAACAGCUCACGCACCAACCAGUGGAUACAGUGCGAACCGGAAAAAUUGGAUUCCUUCUCUGGGAUAGUGAUAGCUCUUCCUCUGGAAAUGGAGGGCCAGUGGACUGCAGAAUGUCAUGCACAAAUGUGAUGUGUAAUAACAAGUUUGCUCACUCAAACCGAGGUUCUUUGCAGUAUCUCUUUCCCAUGUUACGGUGGUUUCCCUUGAGCGUGAAAGAAGGCACCAGCAGGAUUUGAAAUGCGCCUAUUGAUGAGUCUUCCAAUCUGACAGCUCUGCAUGGUGAGUCAGGGAUUUCUCAACAAACACGUGGAAAAUAGAGGUGGACUAAGGCUAAACAGAGCCAGUUCCAACAAAAUGUUGGGGUCCGCCUGGAGAGUGUCUUCCUUCAAGCACCCCUCUGGGACAGACUUUCCCUCCCAAUACCUCCAGAUAGACUUUUGUCUUCCACCCCUGGGUCUUUGGUCUUCCUGCCUUGCUAGGCAGUCCCAGAUCCCCUGGCAGCAAUCACCUGUUUAUUCUGUAAAAGCGGCAAAGAGUCCUGUGGCACCUUAUAGACUAACAGAUGUAUUGGAGCAUAAGCUUUCGUGGGUGAAUACCCACUUCGUCAGAUGCAUGUAGUGGAAAUUUCCAGAGGCAGGUAUAAAUAUGCAAGCAAGAAUCAGGCUAGGGAUGUUUGUUCUGUUGCCACUUGCUACUCUGCCUCUCACUGGUGCUCUGAGGUGUCUCUGUCCAUGAGGUCUGGAUCUCAAGGAUCCUGCCUAAAUCCACCCGGGAAACAUAUAGCAUUUAUUUAAAUGCAGUUUAAAUCCAGUGGCAGGGUUGUUUGUUCUUAUAACAAAUGGUUAAAGCCACUUUCUCUCAGAGCUAGGGAUCAGUCCUAGGUAGGAGAAGUAUUUCCUCUUGGAAUGAAUGCCCACUCUUUCCUUCUCUCUCUCUCAAGUUGCUUGGAGGAGGAAAGAUGGUUUUGGGGUAUUGCCACAUUGACGAAAUGAGGAGCUUUGCUGGCUAACUACCCGCUCCAGCUGGGGCUUCUGGUAAUGGGGAGGUCUUUUCAUUGGUCUCUUUGAGGACCUGGCCAGGCUUGUGGCCAGGUCUGAAGGGGGAAGCGAAGCCUUCAGCAGAGUGACUUUCAUCCCGGCUCAGCUUAAUUAAUGUUGUCUCAGCCAGAAUCAGCUUUUAGCAGGCUGGGAGCAAGAGGCUAUACAGGCAACUGUUGGAUAUUUGUGGAAAUUUUUCUCCCAUCUUAAAGGGGGAGGCAAAAGAAGAACGUAUGGGCUAAGGGCAUGAACCGUUCUGUAGGAGUGGGUGUAACUGACUUAGGAGCAGCAAGGUUAGUAACUGGUCUCACUGGGCUCUUUGCCAGCGGCGACGCCCCGGAAGACAGAUCUGAGCUGGUAGCGGGAAGGUGAGCUGCUGGGGGAGAUGAGAGUCAGAGGACUCGGGAAGACUCAGUGAGACCCAAACGGCUGGGAAUCAGCAGGGCUGUCUGCAAGGAAAGCCUCUGCAUUGUGCUGCAGCUAGUGACUGUUCACAAGGGGUAACAGCGGUGUGGGGCUCUGUGCAGCAGAUUUGUAGCCUGUGUUGACUGAGCAGGAAAAGAGGAAGCAUGGGGGUGGAGGAGAUCCCAGUGCUAGGAAUGUAAAUAACGCUGCUGUGGCCAGGGCCCCUCAGCUGGGGAUGUCGGCUUGUUGGAUUGGAAAAGCUGCUAGCCAGCCACUCUGGCCUUUUGUUGUGCUAAUAAAGCCGUAGUUUGGGAAAUGCUAACUUUGUACGCUCAACCGUUUCUCUUUUUUCCCCACUGUCAUUAAAUUCAUAAGAAAUUAAAAGGAAGGCUGCCUGCGGAAAUGAUGAAGCUGCAUGUAAAUGAAACAGCUGCAUUUCUCUCUCCUUGUCUGUCCUGGUGUGUUUGACAGUCAAGAACAGCUCAGUACUAUCAUGGAUUUUAUUCACUCUGCCUGUGCCAGGCACAUGUGCUAACCACAGGGCUGUAACAGCUGUGUCUGAAGUAGGGUCUGACAGUUAAAUGCAAACUUCCCAGUGGUUAAACAGCACUUAGGUGCAGGAAGUAGGGGUGUGGGAGGUGCUGCAGCACCCCCCUGGCUUGAAGUGGUUUCCAUUAUAUGCAGGGUUUGCAGUUUGGUUCCAUGGCUCUCGGCACCCCCACCAAACAAAUUGUUCAGUGGCCCUGUUAUGGUGAGACAUGAGCUGCCGUAGCAGGAAAUGCCAAGCUCGCUGAGAUGCGCUAUGCUUCCUGGUCAUGUUAAAUGUCAGCCAUUGUGGUCCCUCUGGGGGCCGGGGUGCAUCCGCCUGUGGGAAGCAGCAGAGGGCCUAUGAAACUGUCAGGUGACGCUCAAGAGGACCUGAUCCAAAGACCGAUGAAGUCGAUGGAAAGACACCCAUUGACAUCAGUGGGCUUUGAAUGAGGCUCAGAGUUUCCAGCUAAUCUCUUCCUCUCCCGCAGGGUGCUGGAGAGGAGGCAAGUGGCAUAGCCUUCCAUAGCGUUUGAAGGGAAAGCCCCAGUCCGGCAGAUACAGGGACAUCCACAGAAAGGGCUGGUCCCUCUAUGCUUUUGUUCUGGGCCCCUUGACAUCAUGACUCCCUCAGGAACGGGGCUGUCAUUAGCCAGGCACGCAGUGUCUGGGCAAAACCAUCCUCUCGGGAGGGCUGCAGGCACGCAGCGCAACAUAAUGCAGAUUCUAGCAGCACUGGUAUAGACAGCUGCUUGGAGAGCCUCUCCUCUGAUGAGGAGCAUGCCACAGAAUUCAGCUGCGACCUGGAUCUUCUGAUCCAGCUCUCCCUCUGCAUAGACAAGUAGAGACAAUGGCCAGGCCUAUUAUUAGGCUGCCAGUGAAAAAUCAUUUUGGAAUGUCUUUGGAAAGGAGGCCAGGCCUGAUCCAAUGCCCGCUGAAGUCAAUCGGAGGUGGAGCUGGCCCUCGGUAUGCACGCAUCGUUUAACUGCAUGUCCAUCUAGGGCCUGAUCCAAAGGCAGACGGCGGAAGGACUUCAGAGGACUUUAAAAUUGCUUCCCAGACAGCAACCUGGGUUUCACCAGUAGCUGGACAAAUCCGUUUGAAAUAAUCGGGAUGCAGGCUGGGUGGGAGUCGUGUCCUGUGGGAGUAGGGUGCCCAGAUAGCAAGUGUGAAAAAUCAGGACAGGGGGUGCAGGGUACUAGGCGCCUCUAUAAGACAAAGCCCUGAAUAUCAGGACAUCUGGUCACCCUAUAUAAGAGCUGAAACCUCCCGUCUCUUAAGGCUUCCUUGAUUUUAUUUGUACUUAGUCUUAAAAUAAACCACUUCUUUUUUUUUAAACUGCUUUUUAAAAAAAAUAUAACAACUGCACUUGUUUCUGGCCCUACUUUGCAACAGUGGACUAUCAGCCUCCGAAAAUAGGGGUGUAUCAUGAAACCGUCGGCCCAGUCGUAACCACUGUGCAAUGAUCCCUUUGUUUGGCACAAGGCAGGUAGCUUGCUUCUGUUACUCAGUGGAUGCCUGGUUAGGAAUUUUAUGCUAGCACAAGCCACAAUUUAUUGUAGGCAUCACAAAAGAGUUUCACUGUUUAAAGUUUUGGUUCAAAUGGGAGGAGCAGGCCUGCUUGAUGUGCAGUUCUUGUCAUGACAAAACGUACCUUCACUGUACAGCUGCUGAUUUUAAAACGUCUAUCAUGGCUGGAUGUUCACCUUCGAUUCGAUUUUUUUUUUUUUUUUGGACUGCAUGGCUUCCAUAAAGUGCUAACAGCAGUCCCUUGUGCUUUCCUGUGGUUUUCUAUUCCAAACCAGAACUACUGCUCAUAUUGUACCAAUGGAAUGUAGCACUUUGUUAAAUUAAAAUAUCAGAAAAUAAAAGCUGUCCAUCAUAUCUACCUUUAA